Molecule: messenger RNA, 3247 nt
Organism: Crotalus tigris (Tiger rattlesnake)
Lineage: Eukaryota; Metazoa; Chordata; Lepidosauria; Squamata; Viperidae
Gene: ATG5
Product: autophagy related 5
Exons: 8
Coding region: 646-1473 (275 amino acids)
Biological process (GO): C-terminal protein lipidation; cellular response to nitrogen starvation; autophagy of mitochondrion
Cellular component (GO): cytoplasm; phagophore assembly site membrane; Atg12-Atg5-Atg16 complex
Source: RefSeq, a predicted model, not a curated record
CAUGGGGAUGCUACAGAGGUGGUAACUGAAAAAUGGUCAUAAGUCAUUGUAAAUUUGAACAGUCAUUAAAUGAACUGUUGUAAGUUGAGAACUACUUGUACAAGUCCAUACUUUGUCAGCCAGAGAGUGCUUGAGUUGGGGAAGGCUAAUGCAGAUGUUGGAGGGGGUGAAAUUGCUGAAAUUAGGCUUGUUUAAUGUCCGCUAAUCAAUUUGUGGAUCCCACUACUGAGAUUUGGAGGUAUAUUUCAUGAACUUCAGCACAGUUUGGGGAGUUGAGCUUGAGGAAAGGAAAUGUUUCCUUCUCAGAUGUUUUCUGUUUUCAGUUUCCCUGUUAAUUUCUCCCCAAAACAAGGAAAAGAGUUGAAAUAGUGUCCUGUUUCCAGAAUCACAGUGCCACUCAAUGACUUGUAGCUGCCUCCAAAACGUGUAGAGCAGUGAUAGCAAUAGCAAUAACAGUUAGACUUAUAUAUUGCUUCAUAAUGCUUUACAGCUCUCUCUAGGCAGUUUACAGCGUCAGCAUAUUGCUCCAACAAUCUGGAUCCUCAUUUUACUGAUCUCGGAAGGAUGGAUGGCUAAGUCAACCUCGAGCAGUGGGUUAUCUAAGGAAUAAUUUAGCCUAGAUGUGUUUCUGCACUUCCUGGAAGAAUGGCAGAUGACAAAGAUGUACUCAGAGACGUGUGGUUUGGAAGAAUACCAACCUGUUUUAUGUUGUAUCAAGAUGAGAGUACCGAAAGAGAAGCGGAACCAUACUAUCUGCUUUUACCUAGGAUAAGCUACCUGACACUUGUAACUGACAAAGUGAAAAAACAUUUCCAAAAGGUUAUGAGACGAGAGGACAUUGGAGAAAUAUGGUUUGAAAAUGAAGGUACCCCUUUGAAAUGGCACUAUCCCAUUGGUUUACUAUUUGAUCUUCAUGCUUCAAAUGCAACCCUUCCAUGGAAUAUCACAGUACAUUUUAAGAACUUUCCAGAAAAAGAUCUUUUGCAUUGCUCCUCUAAGGAAGUAAUUGAAGCUCAUUUCAUGGCUUGCAUAAAAGAAGCAGAUGCCUUAAAGCAUAAGAGUCAAGUAAUCAAUGAAAUGCAAAAAAAGGAUCAUAAGCAACUUUGGAUGGGGCUGCAAAAUGACAAAUUUGAACAGUUUUGGGCUAUAAACCGGAAACUCAUGGAGUAUCCUGCAGAAGAGAAUGGAUUUCGCUACAUCCCAUUUAGAAUAUACCAGACAACAUCAGAACGACCUUUUAUACAGAAGCUAUUCCGUCCUGUUGCUGUAGAUGGACAGCUACAUACACUGGGUGAUCUCCUAAAAGACGUUUGUCCUGCUGCAAUUAAUUCUGAAGAUGGUGAAAAGAAGACUCAAGUGAUGAUUCAUGGAAUAGAACCAAUGUUGGAGACACCAAUACAGUGGCUAAGUGAACAUAUGAGUUAUCCUGAUAACUUUCUACACAUCAGUGUUAUUCCAUUGUCUGCAGAUUGAAGUGUCAUCAUGUUUUCUGAGGAUCAGCCAUUGUUGGGGACAGCAAUAAUGGGGAGAGUUCAAUAAAGCUUGGUGAGGUUGACCUGACCAAAAAUCCUUGCUCCUGCAAACUGAAUAGGAAGAAAGAUCCUUCAUAUGAUAACAGCAGUUGAGCUGGCCAAUUUUGCAUUUGCCCUUUUUCCCCCAAUGUCAUCAUUAACUUUGAAUGUGGCUCAUGACAGCUACUGCAAAUCUUCUAUUUUUCUAAUGGUAAAUAUGAAGUGGAGAGGAUGAGGAAUAAGUGGAAAUAUGCACCACUUUGUGUUUUUUAUUAAUCCAUAAAAGAGGGUGUUUCCCAAAGUUGUAAUGACUUACCUUUAAAAUAAAAGUCUGACUUAUUCUAGAAAAUUAGAUGAGUAUCCUAUAAAAAUUAAUGUGCGGUAUCUCUUUAGAAAAAAAGUGGCAUGCUAAUGUCCUUUCUCUGGGAUUUCAUACACAAAGUUUCUUUCCAUUUUUAUACUUGGCAACUGAAUUUUUAAACAACCACAUGUUUUGUAUUACAUAAAUUACAUUAACGAUCUUAAAUACAUUACUAGCAUCAGUAAUCUUACUGGCAUUAUUAUGCGUUAGUUCAAAAUAAUACUGAAACGUUUCUUGCAUAAUUUACUGUGAUAUUGAAUAUGCUCAGAUAAAUGUCUUCUUGAAUGCAUGCUGCAAGAUGAUUGGAUAAUUGGGUUCUCUUAUCAGCAGAAUAGCACCAUAGGUGGAAGGUUUUUUUCUUUUCCCCCAGCAGUUUCCUAUAUAAUCAACUAUCUGCUCUGGCAAGUCAAAGAACAAGGUUUAGUGAAAGUAGUGUGAAUAUAAAAAGGUGAGGGGGGGAGCUCUGUUAUAUGGCCAGAUGUCCAGUCAUAUGGCACUGAGCAGAGCCCCAAAACUACUGGACAAUAUAAUGUUUUUUUUAAAGAAAUAUUAGAAAUAUAUUGGUAUCAGUUAAGCGGGGGGAUCAUAUGCACCAAAAAAAGUUUGACAUUCCUUCUAAAUAGAUUGUAAAAAGAUUUUGGAAGAUUCAAGGGUUGGAUUUUUUUUCAAUUCUCAAAGAAAUAAUGGAUAGACAACACUGAAGACAUCUGACGACAUCUCAAGUGAGUUGAAGCCUCAGUAAGAGUCAAAUGGAGGAGUCCUUCUGCUUGCAACAAUACCUUCCGUCAGCUUAGGACAGGGGUGUCAAACUGCCGGCCCGCAGGCCGCAUGCAUCAUAGCGAAACUGCACCCACCCCAUUGCUGGCAAUGGUAAAGUCGUGACACGUCAUGUGACGUUGCAAGUUUGACAGCCCUGGCUUAAGAUAACUUUAGCAUAUUAGUUCUGGGCAUCUAACAUAAAACAAGGCAGAUAUCAUCUAUUAUCAUAGACACCUUUAUACACAAGGCCAUUUUUAAAUUAUGUGUUGUGUUUCUGGUCUUACUGGAGUUUGGGAUUUAUUUUUAUAAUCAGUGAUUUAAAAUUAUAUUUGGAAGUAUUAGAGAUUCCUUCAUAGUUUUGGCUCACAUUUGUUCCAGAACUUUUCAAAAGAAGCUUCUAGACAUAUACUUUGAAUAUAAUGAAGACUUACCAACAGUAGCAAUUGCCUUCUUUAUUCCAGUAGUAAAUAAGAGAAGUAAUGUUUGGGAAUAUGAAUGUGUACUGAAUUAUUACCUAACUGCCUUGUAUCAUCUUCUAAAUAAGAUUUUUUUCAUGGCCACUAGACAUUAUAAAAUGUAGAAUGUUUUCUUGAAAUAAAAUUUGCCAUUCUCAGAA